UUAGCUAAAAAAAAUAAAAAUAAAAAAAGCAUAUAACUUGUUGUUUUUUUGAAAUGCCAAUAUCUAAAACUUACAAACGUUAUGCACCAUUAUGUUCUUUUGGAGUCAUAGGGAGUGGGAGGAGCAAUGUUAUUAUUGUCAAUCCAUCACAAACAGCAAACUCAAAUAUUUAUGGCGCUUCUGCUGUAUUGGAAAAUGUUUGUAUAUGGGAUAUGCGAAAAGCUGAAAUGGUAAUGAUGCUAAAAGGAGUAAAUGCAGAAGUAACAGCACUAGCAAAAGCUCCAGGAAAUUCUUCUAUGAUUGCAGUAGGUUACAGUGAUGGCGCUAUUAAAAUGUGGAAUUUAAAAACCAAUAUAUCAGAUAUAUCAUUCAGUGGGCAUAAGUCGGCUGUUACAUGUUUAUCUUUUGAUAUAACUGGCACAAAACUUGUUUCAGGGUCAAAUGAUACUGAUGUAAUUGUUUGGGAUAUUGUUGGUGAGACAGGUCUUUAUAGGUUAAAAGGUCAUAAAGGAAUGGUGACAAGUUGUCAAUUUAUGACAACACAAAAUGUUCUUAUAACAAGUUCCAAAGAUAUGCUUGUCAAGUUUUGGGAUUUAGAUACUCAACAUUGCUUUCUUACCCUUGUCGGACACAAAAGUGAAGUUUGGCAAACUUGUCUAUUAAAUGAUGAAACUCGGCUUAUAACAGGUUGUGGCGAUUCAGAAUUAAGAGUUUACAAACUUAUAUCUGAAGAAAAUAAAGAGGUUCCUCUGAGUUGUGAACUGAUUGGUUCGAUUAUACACCAAGGAAAAGGAAGAAUAACCACUUUAAAAACAGAUGCUUCUCAAAGGUUUUUAGUGUGUCAUGGUAUUGACUCAUCUUUAGAGUUGUUUAAAGUUUAUUCAGAGAGUGAAGCUCAAGCUUCAUUUGAAAAAAGAAUUAAAAAAGCUCAAAAGAAACAAAGAAAAAAAGGAGAUGAAGAAAAACACGAAGAAUUGCCUAAAGAAAGAGAAAUAACAGACGAAAUAAAAAAACUUCAUUUUUUUCCAUUAAAACAAAAGAUAAAAACUUGUGACAUAACAGUUGAUGAUUCUGGAGAAAUAAAACUCAUUGUUUUAUUUACCAACAAUUCAUUUGGUUAUUAUAAAGUGCAAUCUGAAUUAAAUAAAUGUCAGCUGCAAUCUUUACUUUCUAACAUGGGUCAUAGGACAGACGUUAGAACUUUGUCGCUUAAUGGUGAUGCAACUAUGAUACUAAGUGGAUCAGGAGAGUCUGUCAAAAUAUGGAACAGGAGUUCUCAGAAAUGUAUACGUACAUUAGAUUCAGAGUAUUGUCUUUGUUCAUGUUUUGUUCCUGGUGAUCGCCAUGCUAUUGUGGGUACCAAGAGUGGUAAACUUCAGCUGUUUGAUAUCAGUGCAGGAAUUCUUCUCGAAACUGUUGAUGCCCAUGAGCAACCUAUUUGGUCUAUUGCUCUAUCUCCAGAUAAGAGAGGUUUCAUAACAGGAAGCGCUGAUCAUGAUGUAAAAUUUUGGGAGUUUGAAUUGAUUAAAGAUGAAGAAUAUUCUUUAACAAGCACUCGCCUAGGUAUGACACAUACUCAGACAUUGAAAAUGUCUGAAGAAAUAUUAGCCGUAAAAUUCAGUCCUGAUGGUAGACUGCUUGCUGUUUCUUUACUUGAUAGUACAGUUAAAGUUUUUUUUACAGAUACUUUGAAGUUUUUCUUAUCAAUAUAUGGUCAUAAAUUUCCUGUUUUAUGUAUGGAUAUUUCACUAGAUAGCACUCUGCUUAUAACUGGAUCCGCAGAUAAAAAUAUCAAAAUAUGGGGCUUAGAUUUCGGUGACUGUCAUAAAUCAAUAUUUGCUCAUGAUGAUAGCAUUACUGGUGUUCAGUUUGUUUCUAAGACGCAUUACUUCUUCUCAAUAAGCAAAGAUAAAACAUUGAAGUAUUGGGAUGCUGACAAGUUUGAAAACAUAAUGACAUUAAAAGGUCACCAUGCAGAAAUAUGGGCUCUAGCAGUCAGUACCAAUGGAGAAUUCUUGGUAACAGGAUCUCAUGAUAAAUCAAUAAGAAUAUGGGAAAGAACUGAAGAACUUUUGGUCUUAGAUGAAGAGAGAGAACAAGAAAGAGAAGAAGCAGAUGAAAUGACUUUAACAGAAAGAGGAAGCCGACCUAUUCCUGGUGAAACUGAAGGAGAAGCAGAGAAUGCUGGGAAAAAAACAAUAGAAACUGUUAAAGCGGCUGAGAGAAUUAUGGAAGCGAUUCAAUUGUUCAAAGAAGAACAAGAAAAAAGAAAAGAAAAUGUUGAUAGCUAUGAUCCACACCCAAUAUUAAAGGCAUUUGGUGAAAAUAAUCCAAAGAAAUAUGUUCUUAGCGUUCUCAAGAAAGUAAAAAGAAGUGAAUUGGAUGAGUCUCUUCUUGUUCUGCCAUUUACUUACGUUGUUGAUUUGCUGGAACUCAUUAACUAUUGGUUGCAGAAAAACUGGGAAGUUGAGCUUUGCACUCGCUGUUUAACAUACCUUCUAAAAAUACAUCACAAUCAAAUAACAACAAGUCACUUGCUCUUAACAACAGUUGAAUCAUUGAAGGAAAAUACAAGUCGAUCUGUUCGCAGACUAAAAGAUGAGGUCGGCUUCAAUCGCGCUGGUCUGCGAUUUUUACUAAAUCAGAUAGAACUUAAAAAGAACAUUUCUUUCUUUGAAGAUGCUAUAGAUAAGUCAAAGAAGAAGAAAAAAACAAAGAAAAUAAUGGCUUUUACUUAAUUAUUCUAAAUUAUGUUUUGGUUUUUUGUACAUGUCGUAAUAAUGUAAUAAAAAUAUGUUUAUAACAGUA
Hydra vulgaris (swiftwater hydra) is the source of this 2808-nucleotide messenger RNA. Its product is annotated as WD repeat-containing protein 3. Gene Ontology annotation, cellular component: small-subunit processome; Pwp2p-containing subcomplex of 90S preribosome. The record is from RefSeq and is a predicted model, not a curated record. NCBI's taxonomy places the organism in Eukaryota, Metazoa, Cnidaria, Hydrozoa, Anthoathecata, Hydridae. Gene Ontology annotation, molecular function: snoRNA binding; protein binding. Gene Ontology annotation, biological process: maturation of SSU-rRNA.